CAACGAGCAUGUGGUGGUGCAUGGCCGUUCUAAGUUGGUAGAGUGAUUUGUCUAGUUAAGGUGAGACAAGCCCUCAAAGAAAUAAAAGAAUGUUAGUAGUAUAAAUAAGUGUGUUCAUUUCUGUUCACCUCCUUAGACAAAACCUAUUACGAUAUGAUCAGCCGAUCGGUCGGAGAGUUGGCAAAAGUCAUAAGCCAUGCUUUGAUAUCAAAAUCCAAACAAACUGUUCCAACUCAAACAUGGACGCCAUUGAUGGAGCAAGCUUUGCACCGUCUUGGAUGUCGCGAGUCACUAAGCCCUACACUGGUCGCCCAUGUAAUCGACCCGCAUCUCCUCCAUCACCACUCCCUUGCUCUGGGCUUCUUUGACUGGUCCUCUCAACAACCAGGCUUUUCUCAUGAUUCCUCUUCCUAUCAGUCAAUUCUCAAGGCUCUUUCCCUUUCUCGCAAAUUCAACGCCAUGGAUAGGGUUUUGAAACAGAGCAAAUCCCAGAAGGUUAACCUUCCGCCGUAUGUUUAUCGCGCUGUCAUUGCCUCUCAGAUCACUAGUAAGAACACCUGCACUGCGUUUUCUACUUUCAAAGAGGUUAGUUCACUAAUAUCCGAUAUUGGACCUCAAACUUGUAAUUCGCUUCUUGCUGCUAUCUCUUCUGAAGGAGAUCUUUUUCGUGCUCGGAACGUGUUCGAUGAAAUGACUAUUAAAGGCAUUCGGUUAAACACGCUUGGGUUUGGUGUGUUUGUGUGGAAAUUUUGUCGCUGUAAUGGAUUAGAAAUGACUUUGAAUGUGCUAGACGAGGUUCGGAGGAUUGAUUUUUCUGGAAUUAACGGGUCUGUUAUUGCAGUUUUAGUUGCUCAUGGGCUAUGUUCUGGGUCUUUCGUCUCAGAGGCUGUUGUGGCUUUGGAUGAGUUGAGGCAAAGAGAUUGUAAACCCGAUUUCAUGGCGUAUAGGAUUGUUGCUGAAGCAUUGCGAGAAAUGGGUAAUGCGGUUGAUGUAGAGUGGGUUUUGAAGAGAAAACGGAAGCUGGGGGUGGCACCAAGAUCCAAUGAUUAUAAAGACUUUAUUCUUACCUUGAUUUCAGAAAGACUAAUAUCUGAAGCAAAAGAGUUGGGUGAAGUAAUCAUGAAAGGGAAUUUCCCAAUGGACGAUGAUCUACUCAAUGCUCUGGUAGGCUCUGUUUCAGCUCUUGACCCUUGUUGCUCCAUGUUAUUCUUCAAUUUCAUGGUUGACAGAGAAGUGAUUCCUACACUUCUUACAUUGAAGAACUUGGGCAGGAACCUUUGCAAGCUUGGCAAAACUGAAAUGCUGGUUGAAGUUUCUCAGAAGUUAUUUGCCAGAGCAUAUUUCACAGAUAAACGGACUUAUAAUUUGAUGCUUACACUUUUGUGUGAGGCCGGUAAAGUAAGAGAGGCUUAUGAGAUACUUGGUGAGAUGAAAAGAAAAGGUUUAGGUCUGGACAUAUCAUCUUACAAUUCUCUUCUAGAAGCUUGCUGCAGAGAAGAUCUACUGCGGCCAGCAAAACGGCUGUGGGAUGAGAUGUUUACAAAUGGCUGCCCUGCCAAUUUAAAGUCCUACAACAUCCUAAUACAGAAAUGUUCAGAAGUUGGUGAAGUUGAAGAGGCUUAUAGGCUAUUUGAGCACAUGUUUGAGAAAAGGGUAGCACCUGAUGCAACAACUUACAAAUCCCUUCUUAAAGGAAUUUGUCAAGCCAAAGAUAUUGCCCUGGCUCUUCAUGUAUUUGAUAUGUCUGUUUCUCAAAGUACUGUCCUUGCUCGGAAUAUUUUGGGUUCAUUUGUCCUCUAUCUUUGUAAGGAAGGUAAUGUGCUUCAUGCUUUGAAGUUACUUCAUAGCCACAUUGAUGAUAUUGCAUUUCUAGACUCCCAUCUCACAGUACUGAAAUUUUUAAGUGAUGCUGGAGAGACUUCAUUGGCUCUUGAACACUUGAAGUUGAUUGGAGACAAGUCUGCUUUCAUGUUGCAAGCUCUUCACAAUGAGAUUUUGUCUCUGUCAAAACCAGAUCCACUUAUGAAGUUGUUUAAGGCAAUGCGGGAAAACAGAGAUGGAUCCUAGGUUAGAAUGUUGAAUGGGUAACUUAUUGAAGUUCAGGCAUUGACAACAACAAUGAACAACCUAGCAGAGGCUAAGUACUAUCAUUGUUGAAGUCCAAGAGGUGCAUAGAUCUGGGGAUGCUGUUUGGUAACUCUCCAAACUCCCACAGAUUCUGAUACUACUUUAUGAACCACAGCCUAAGAAACCAAACAAAGAGACAAGCUUACCAAGUUACUCGUAUUACUUCAUCUUAGUAAGUACUUUGGUACUUCAUCUCAGUAUAAAAAAAUUUAAUUUAUUUCACAUUGCGUUUUACUUUUAUUUUAAUCAAAUUUUAUGUUAUUUUCGUUGUAAAUUGAACCAUACCCUCACGUGAAUCGUUGUGCUGUUUUCAUCCUGGGAACGCAACCAGUCCAAAUAUAUACAAGAUAUAUAAUGUCCCAAUCGACAUAUAAGUAUAUAAAAGAUGAAAAGAAGUGGGAGUCGAGGUUGAAGCAGUGCCGGGCCGUCAAUGGUGAAUAGAUGGUUGUGUGCAGGCUGUAAAGUAGGAAACUGAGACAGGAUGUAAUGAGUGUAAAAGAGAUUUUUGGAGUGUCUUGGCUCCAUGGUUUUGUUUAAAACUCUAGUAUUGUGUGUGUGUGUUUUUUUUUUUUUUUUUUUUUUUUGUUUUUUUUUGUUUUUUUAAAUAAACACUACUCAUAUAUUAAGAAGAGGGGAAAAAGUGUUGAAUA
Ipomoea triloba (trilobed morning glory) is the source of this 2777-nucleotide messenger RNA. RefSeq names its product pentatricopeptide repeat-containing protein At5g14080. The coding region runs from base 154 to 2067 and encodes 637 amino acids. The transcript is spliced from 4 exons. NCBI's taxonomy places the organism in Eukaryota, Viridiplantae, Streptophyta, Magnoliopsida, Solanales, Convolvulaceae. The record is from RefSeq and is a predicted model, not a curated record. Gene Ontology annotation, molecular function: protein binding.